CGAAACUAAAGAGAUUCUAAACUCAGGAAACUCGUUCUAUGUAGUUUAGUUUGAUAGAUUUUCUGUUAAUGUAUACACGGAGAUCUGAGACAGCACAAUAUACGAACAAACAGAAAUGGCUUCGUGCAGCAGUCUCCUGUCUGAAAAGCAGUUCCAGUGUUCUAUCUGUCUGGGUGUGUUCACUGAUACUGUCACUAUUCCUUGUGGACACAACUUCUGCAAGGGAUGUAUCACCAAGUACUGGGACUACAGUGACCUGUGUAAAUGUCCCAUGUGUAAAAUGACUUUUGAUAAGAGACCAGAUCUCUAUGUCAAUACUUUCAUCUCUGAGAUGGCUGCUCAGUUCAGGAAGUCAGAGCCACUGAAAGUUACCAUCAGACCAGACCUGAAUUCUACUAAACCUGAAGUGUCAUGUGACAUCUGUUCAGGUACCAAGCUCCAUGCCCUGAAGUCCUGUCUGGUGUGUCUGGCCUCUUACUGUGAGACUCACCUGGAGCCUCAUCAGAGAGUUGCAGCUUUGAAGAAACACAAACUGAUCCACCCUGUGGAGAACCUGGAGGACAGGAUGUGUCAGAAACAUGACAAACUGUUAGAACUCUUCUGUAAGAAAGACCAGACAUGUGUUUGUGUAAUGUGCAUGAAAACAGACCACGAGACCCAUGACACUGUCACUUUAGAAGAGGCAUAUGAACAGAGGAUGACUAAGCUGGGACAGAUGAUGGUUGAGAUGAACCAAAUGAUGGAACAAAGAUCUAGGAAGGUUCAGGAGAUCAAACUCUCAGUAGAGACCAGCAAAAGAGAUGCAGAGAGAGAGAAAUCAGACAGUGUUCAGGUCUUCACUGCUCUGGUGCGCUCCAUUGAGAGAAGCCAGGCUGAGAUCAUCGAGGUGAUUGAAGAGAAGCAGAAAGCAGCAGAGAAACAGGCUGAAGGGUUGAUUAAAGACCUGGAGCAGGAGAUCACUGAGCUGAAGAGGAGAAGCACUGAGCUGGAGCACCUCUCACACACUGAGGACCACCUCCACCUGCUGCAGAGCUUCCCAUCCCUGAGCACCCCUCCCCACACCAAGGACUGGUCUGAGAUCAGUGUCCACAGUGAUCUGAGCGUUGGGGCAGUGAGGAGAGCUGUGUCUCAGCUGGAGGAGACACUCAAUAAAGAGAUGGAGAAGCUGCCUGACCCUGAACUGAAGAGGAUUCAGCAGUAUGCAGUGGAUGUGAUUCUGGACCCUGAUACAGCACAUCCUGAUCUCAUCCUGUCUGAGGAUGGGAAACAAGUGAGACUUAUAGAUAUAGAGCAGGAUCUCCCUGACAACCCAGAGAGGUUUGAUAGUUAUGUUUAUGUCCUGGGAAAGCAAGGCUUCUCCUCAGGGAGGUUCUACUAUGAGGUGCAGGUUGAGGGGAAGACUAAGUGGAUAGUGGGAGUGGUCAGAGAGUCCAUCAACAGGAAGGGGAAGAUCACACUGAGGCCUAAGAAUGGAUACUGGACUGUAUGUCUGAGAAAUGGAGAUGAGUUUGAGGCUCUGGCUGUCCGUCCUGUCCUCCUCUCCCUGAGACAGAAGCCCCAGAAGGUGGGGGUGUUUGUGGACUAUGAGGAGGGUCUGGUCUCCUUUUAUGAUGUGGAGGCCAGGUCUCAUAUCUACUCUUUCUUUGGCUGUACCUUCACUGAGAAACUUUAUCCACUCUUCUGUCCUUGUGUGAAUGAUGGAGGUGACAAUGCUGCCCCUCUGAUCAUCACUCCUGUCAAUGACUGAAACAGAUUUGGAAUUGCAGAAGUUAAGUCAUGUUUAUUGUACAAAGGAUAAGAUAUGUUUCAGACUGUGUUUGGUGCUUAGACCGUAUGGGGAGAUCAGUUGAUCAAUGGUUGUCUGCAGCACGAAGAGAGCUCCCCAAUGGAGUCCAGACACUGGUGGUGGGGGCUGAAGACCCAGACAGACAAAAAGCAGAGGAGGCAGACACUAGAUGAAGCCAAGAAGACCAGGCGGUGACAGGGAGGUGGAGGGUCACGCACAUGGUAGCAUGGACGAACGAAGGCAGGGAGAGAAACAUAUUUAAAGGCUCGGCAGCAGUAUGAUAGGCUAGAGAAGGCUUGUCUCUGAUAUAUUGGAGAGAAGUAAGCGGCUGAUAGAACAGCUGAAACCCCGGUGACAGCCCAGGCUUUGAGGUAGAGGAAAAGGAGAGAGCACCUAUAGUGGGGGGAGUGUGUAGAGAGACAGAACAGCCCGAGCGUGCAGAGUUCAUUCUUCCUAAAUUAAAUUGUGCAAAACUUCAUUAAUCCAAUGUAUUUUUUAAAUAUAUAUAUGUAUAUAUAUUCACUCUGAAAUUGAUUAUUUCAAUAUCAUAAAAUAAUGAAAUAAAAGGUCACUUUCGUACACGUAAUGGUACAGUUAGUGCAACACCUUUGACAGAGAAGGACAAUGGAAUGAAAUGACCAACAUUUAUAUUAAAUGAACGUACUUAACAAAA
This is a messenger RNA of Hypomesus transpacificus, 2459 nucleotides long. Its product is annotated as E3 ubiquitin-protein ligase TRIM39-like. Gene Ontology annotation, molecular function: protein binding; zinc ion binding. The record is from RefSeq and is a predicted model, not a curated record. The coding region runs from base 116 to 1747 and encodes 543 amino acids. Lineage: Eukaryota; Metazoa; Chordata; Actinopteri; Osmeriformes; Osmeridae. The transcript is spliced from 2 exons.